Molecule: messenger RNA, 531 nt
Organism: Suillus subalutaceus
Lineage: Eukaryota; Fungi; Basidiomycota; Agaricomycetes; Boletales; Suillaceae
Exons: 2
Coding region: 1-531 (176 amino acids)
Source: RefSeq, a predicted model, not a curated record
AUGCGAACUUAUGACCUUGCUCCGAUUCCAUUUUCGAAAUCGCCUGUUGCCUAUGCUAUUUGUAUUAUUCGAGACGUGACAGGUGAGAUGCUUCGUAUUGUGACUAACGUCUUUGAACCAAGGAAGUUGCCUGUUCCUGAUUCUCCUCAUAGUCGGCAACUGUCAAACGCCCCGGUGAUGGAUGACACUACAGAAAAUUGGCCUGUGCCAACUGUUUACGAAGACGAAUUUGCCCAUGUCAAGUAUUCCCAUCAUGUCCUCCCUCUGCCAGUUUUUGAGGACGAAAAACCUGUCGCACCUUUGGACAUCAACAGAACUCUGGAAGGAGCUUUAGUUGAAGUCCAUUUUUUGAUUCAGCAUUGGCACUUGGGCGGAUAUGACACGUUCCAGGCGAAAGCAGACGGGAUCAACAUCCUCAAACAUAGCGCCAGUGUCCCAGCAAAGCAUCAUCUGGACAGCGAAACCAAUGGCCUACGACCACCUCACAAGAAGUCUGAGACGGCACUGGAGGCAACUAGUUCCAAGGGAUGA